Molecule: messenger RNA, 5320 nt
Organism: Pogoniulus pusillus (Red-fronted tinkerbird)
Lineage: Eukaryota; Metazoa; Chordata; Aves; Piciformes; Lybiidae
Gene: CSPP1
Product: centrosome and spindle pole associated protein 1
Exons: 31
Coding region: 1126-4839 (1237 amino acids)
Biological process (GO): positive regulation of cytokinesis
Cellular component (GO): spindle pole; centrosome; microtubule
Source: RefSeq, a predicted model, not a curated record
CCGACCUAAGAGCAUUGAACAAACCCCGAGUUAACCCAUCUGAGAGGCUCAGCUGCCCUCUGCGGGGCCUUCAGCCUACUGCAGCGCAGAGAGGCUGCAAACCAGCAUUCACACAGCAGCUCCCUCAGCCUAAGCUAGACACUCUCUGGUCUGCCAGACCCUUCCCCAGCAGCCGUACAGACUGCAGCGCCAGCAGCCUCUGCUGCAGAGCAGAAGCCCUGAAGGCGCCAGGAGCAGCUUCUUGGCAGCUGAAAUACAGAGGGGAUUGCACAAGGUGAGUGGCUCAGGAAGCUGAGGCUCUGCAGUGUGGAAGGGAACCUUAGCAGAGUGGCUGUGACACAAGCACGUAAAAUCUCCCCUAGUGUAUGGUCAGUGCAGAACCAAGGUUCAUUAGUGCUGCAAUGCAGCUCAGGUUUAAGGCAGAGCUUCAGGGAGGCAUGAUUUCUAGCAGUGACAGAAUUGAUCUCCAGAGUGUGCUGGAGAGACAAAAGAUGGAUUUCUGACAUUUUCAGGAUCAAAAAACUUAGGAGUUUCCAAAUGGUAGCCAUGACUCUCUCUAAAAGUGCUGAGAGGGAAUAUCCCUCACACCUGACUUGUAAUCCUUGCUCAGCAACUGCCGACUGGCUGCUCCACACUCUACUUUCAGUAUGACCCUAAAUGCCAGUUCUGAACAGCUGUGCCUGUGGCUGCAUCACCUGCUCACUUCUGCCAAGUACUGCAUGUGCCAGGAAGGGUAAAAACCACCUCCCUGUUUGGCCUGUAAGGAACCUGCUGCAGCCACAAAAAAUACUUUCUGAGCAAUGAAAGUCGUUUCUACGGGAGAAUUCAGUACUUGAUGGCCUACUGAAAGACACACAAAUAAAGGAGAAAAGGUUUAAAGGGCUCUGAGUUCUUCCCUGCCUCCUCUCCUGGUGUUGCUGGGACAGAAUCCCGGGCCAGCCACCUAGCAGUCUGCAAUCAGCGAGGGCAGCUGCGCUGAAUUGGCCCCAGGUGAAUCCCAUCUCAUCAAAAUUACCCUCAGUAUAAAAGGGGCGGGGGAGCGUCUCCUGGCCCUGCUGCUGCUAAGGGCUGUCUUCCUGCACCUUCACCGUGCUGAGGAGAACUUUGGAUACUGGACGCUGGGACAUGAUGGCGGACGAGUUAGAGCGGUUUAUCGAAGAGCAGAAGGCCAAGCUGGCACAGGACAAGGCCGAGCUGGAGGAAGAUCCGCCCUACAUGGAGCUGAGGACUAAGGAGUCAGAGAAGCUUUCAGAGCCCAGCAAAGUGUUAAUCUCCAUGGCUAAAGAAAAUAUACCUCCCAACAGUCAACACAACUAUCCUUUAGGUGACUAUGGCUUGAGUUUGCCUCUUGGAGAAGAAUAUGAACGAAAGAAGCAUAAGCUGAAGGAGGAGCUUCGCCAGGAUUAUAAGCGGUACCUUUCUCAGGGUAUUUCACAGGCCAAAAGAAAGAAAAAUGUCCUGACUACUGGGGAAGUGGAUCCAUACACUCAGGGAUUGUCUCUUCCUAUCGACGAGCGAAGAUCUGCUAAGGAGAAACUACGUCUGGAAAGAAACAAGGAGUACAACCAAUACCUCAGGGACAAAGAAGAGUGGAAUGAACGGCUCAGGAGCCUGGGGAGGAAGAACACAGAGCAGAAUGAGAUGGACAGGAACAGAAACCUCACUGCUGUCAGCAGGCUGCAGCCAGCCCAGCCUCCCAAAGCAGAGCCCAGCCAAGCAGGUGCAGAACCUCCCAAGAAGGAUGCUUUUACUUCUACAGAAGGUUACGAGGAGCUGCAAAACAAGAGGAGCCUGGAGGGGGACAGGUGCCACAGGCUGCCUGAGGAGGCAGAGCUGAGGAGUCGCCCGUUGAGCAGAAGAGCCGAUGAAGAUUUGGAUGUUCCCAGCCGAAGACGCCGUGGAUUUGCCAGCCAGUCUGGCAUUCCCAUCAGGAAGCACCACAGACUUGAUGAAGGUUAUGAUUUUGGGAGAAGGUUCUACAGAAUGGACUAUGGCCCUGAGCUGGGUGAGGAAGUGGAGCCCAGGCUGCAAUGGGGGAGUGCUUAUGACAGAAGGACUCAUGCUGACAGGCCCCACCUGGAUGGAGCAGCAAGAGUUCCACCUGCAGAUUAUGAAGAUGAGCUGAAGGAGAGGGCAUGUGAGCAGCAGAUCUCCAGAGCUGGAAAUUCCAGAAAUCAGCUACAAGUUAGUUCUGCAGCUAAUGAACAGGCCAGGCCUGCAGCUAAAGUGCCAUAUGCCACAGCCCUGGUUCAUGGAGACCAGGACCGAGCACUCCUCCAGAGGAGAAAAGAGAAGUACAGGCAAGAGCUGAUGGAGCAGAUAGCAGAGCAGCAGCGCAACAGGCGGCGUGAGAAGGAACUUGAGCUGUUAGUUGCUGCUUCUGGAGCUCAAGACCCAGAAAAGGAGCCAAACAGGUUGAAGCAGUUUGGCUUCUCAGCAAUAGCUCCUGAAGAGAAGGCACCUCCUGAAAAGCCUCGGGUGGCUUUCCAGACCCCAGUGCCUGCCUCUUCAACCUCCCCAGUGCAUGAAGACUUUCACAGGGGCCUUGCCAGCACUCUUGGAGAAACAGCAGCUUCCAGGCUCACCCUGAUGCCAGCACCUCCUCCAGCACCAGUGCUGGCAGCCAGCUACAGGACCCCCUACGACGAUGCCUAUUACUUCUUCGGGGCGCACGACCCUCUGGAUCCCAGCCUGGCACACUAUGGUACAGGUGUGAUGGGAGUGCAGCCCCCAGCUGACCUGGAUCCUCCUGUGGGCCAAGCCCCAGCAGAGCAGCCUGUAAGCAAUGCUGGGCUGAGUAGCACAGGAGACAGGCUGGGAAGCAGAGGAGCCUUUCCUGAAGGCAAACCAAAGCCUUCCAAAGAGACAACGUUAUUUUACCAGCAGGAAUUGCAGCAGCAGAUACGAGAGCGGGAGGAACGCCGCCGCCAGGAGAGGGAGGAGAAGGAGCGCUUGGAAGCCAAGCUGCAAGCAGAGAUGAGGAACUACAAUCCCUGGGGAAAAGGAGGUGGUGGUGCUCCUCUCAGAGAUGCACAAGGAAACCUGAUAACCGACUUGAACGUGAUGCACAAGCGAAAUGAAGAGGCCUAUCACAACCCAGAGGCAAGGCUCUACCAAGACAAAAGGGCUCUUGUAGCUGACCCAAGUUUGGCCUCCCCAACACCUGAGAACACAGAAGCACCUACAAAUAAGCCAGCAGGUUUUCCUCUGGCCCAGCCCUCUCCCUUCGCUCGAGGCAAUGUCUUCGGGCAGUCGCCCUCGGCGCAGCAGCUCCAGCGGCAGGAGUCCUACAAGAACUUCCUCCGGCAGCAGAUUGAAGAGAAGAGACAGAGGAAGGAGGCAGAGCGAGAAAGGCUGCGGCUGGAAGAGGAGGAGGAGGAGAGACGAGUGGCUGAGGAGAGGCUGAGGAUCCAGAAGGCUUACGAAGAAGAGCAAGAAGAGAGGAGGAGGAAAGAGGAGCAGAGACUGAGAAUCAAAGAAAUGAUUCAACUGGAGGAAGAGAAGCAAAAAGAAGCAAGAAAAAGAAGACUAGAAAAAGAAAAGCAAGAAAAAGAAAAACAAGAGGAGCAACUUAGGCAACAGCUGGAGAAAGAGAAGGUGGCUGAGGAGAAGAAGAUGCCAAGGCAGCCCUCUCCUGUCAUUCCUGCUCUUCAGAGCAAAGCACUGAGAAGAGAAGAGAGGAUUCCCUCUGCUGAGAGCUGUUUGUCUCAGCACACACAGGAUCCUCCUCAUCCAAGGGUUCCUUCUCCACCUGUUCCUGCUAGAAGAAACCAGCUGCGUGCCUUUGAGGAAAGGCAGAAUGUGCUGAGCGAGCUCUCGGAGAUGAGGAAGCAGCUGCGCAGCGAGGAGCGGCGGCUGCAGGAGCAGCUGCUGCAUGUGGCUGCUGAUGAGGAGGUGCCCAGCACACGGAGGAGAGAGAAGAACCCAAAGGACAUCUUUGAGAGGGCCAGGCUGCGCCAGCAGGCUCCCGUCAGGAGGCCUUCGUCCAAGGAGGCUCAGGACACAGUCAACAUGCAGAACAUUCGGGACUUCAACGAGCUCAAGUACAAAGAGUCUGAAACACGCGUGGGCUUGAGGCAGAUGUAUCCUGAUCCUCCCAGAGAUGACCAGACCCUGGAGAUCCAGCAGCAGGCACUGCUGAGGGAGCAGCAGAAGAGACUCACCAGGUUGAGGAUGAGGAGAGAAACAGGAGAGGAUCCUGUGUCUGCUGGGAGCUCGCAACCCCUGGGACUGGUAAGGAUGAACCAGGAGUUGUUACUGCUUUGCCCUUUUCAUCUCAGGAGUGAGUCCACUGAGUUCCUGAAGAACUCCUUGCUGGAGUCAGACAGCGCUUUUAUUGGGGUUAAUGGGGAAACGUUUUCUGCCUUGGGAGAAGCAGAUCUGUCACCACAGCCUCCACGCUCUGCAAGGGAGAGGAGACGACAGAAGCAGAGAGCUCUGGAGCCUGCUGAGGACACCCCAGCAAGCUGGACAUCACCCCUGCAGCCUGAUGGCUUCUCCUUGCACUCCAACUGCAGCCUCCCCGUGGAGCAGCUGAGGGGCAGGAACGAGGAGAGGCUGCAGAGGCUGUCGGAGCUCCAGCAGCAGCCUGCUGGCCUGGGCAGGGCUGCAGCAGGUGACAACGUUUCCCUGGGGGAUGCAGAUGACCUCCUGAGGCGUGCCCUGUCCCGCGGCGCCAGGCGGCCCAGCUCCGGGGACACGGUGGCGACAGAGCCCUGGCUGCGCCCGGGCACCUCAGAGACCCUGCAGAGACUGAUGGCUGAGGAGCCCAGCCCGGGGACGCUGUCACCAGAGCACACUCUGCUGAGCUGGCACGGCCUGUCCACCGCCCAUGGCUGACGCUGCCCUCAGGUGCCACCUCUGCCCUGUGGGUGCCAGGGGGCCUCUGGGCACUGCGGUGCUGCCAGCAGCUGGGUAGGUAGGGGCUGUGCCCUGCUGUGAUAAAGGAGCCACUGGAGGUGCAGCAAUGGAAAGGAGCACAGGACGUGGUGGGUUUUGCACUUUAUCCAAGUGCCAGCCUCAGAGCUGGCAUCAGCACAAGGCAGGGAGUGUGAGAGUUGGGUAUUGGUUAGCUUUGGUUGCAGCCAAACUCCACAGCUGGGGAGGAGGAGCCCAGCAGCAGAGCUGUGUUUUAAGCUGCUACCAAGAGUCAAUACCUUGGGGAAGGGCACGUCAGGGAUGGGUCCUGCCCUUCAUGGGAGCUCAGCAGUCCCACGGUGUGGCUGCCAGUGCUGCACCUCCUGUCCCCUCCCCUGCUGUGUGCUGCAAGUAGAGAGUGUUGCAUAGAUUUAACUUAUGAAUAAAUUAUUUUGUUACUGAA